Messenger RNA from Colossoma macropomum (tambaqui), 3463 nucleotides. It is a transcript of the gene bcas1, whose product is annotated as brain enriched myelin associated protein 1. The record is from RefSeq and is a predicted model, not a curated record. Bases 454 to 3189 code for a protein of 911 amino acids. The transcript has 18 exons. NCBI's taxonomy places the organism in Eukaryota, Metazoa, Chordata, Actinopteri, Characiformes, Serrasalmidae.
UUAUUCAUUAGUUGGAGUUGCAAUCAAUAGAGCAUGCGUUGACCCCAGAUCAGUUCUAUGCAGAUUCCUGGAGACUUGUAGACUUGAGUGACCAUGUGACAGAAGCACGAGUAUGUGUCCAUGACUCAAAGCUCAGCAGCUUGUAGGGUGAACCCAUCAUCAGUGGAAAACAAUGGAUAUUGACAAGGGUUCAUCAGCAUUGAACUCCAAGAGAUAAAGGCACAUGGAGGCAGAGCCAUGAGCAGGAGCUAGGCUGUGAUAUCACUGCAGACAGUACAGCCCCACCCAUUUUUAGCAUAGGUAUAUGUGUGAACACAAGUUUAUUUUGCAGCACUUUGCUGAUGUUUAUGCUAUCGGAACGUGGAAUACUGCACAAACAUUCGGGACUGACGACUGCCUAAUUAGGCAAAAAAAGGCCGCAGGACAUUCACAAGGUCUUCAGGUGCAAUCAAGAUGGGAAAUAGGCAAUCCCUUGAAAUAACAAGACCACAGACAGAACAUGGUGGAAAACACGUUCAAAAUGGUGAACCCAACGGACAUGCUAUAUCUGGUUCUCAUUUGCCUGAUGCUGUGUCCUGUGAAGUAUCAGUGCAGCAAAACAGUGAACUGCCUGUCAUGACUCAAACAAAUAACACAAAGCCACCAGCAGAAUCAGUAGAAGUUGAUGCCAAGCAAGCCAGGGCUGUAGUCGUAUCUCUGGACGUAUCACCUGAGCAAGAAAUCCCAGCAGAGAGCAGCACACCAGUUAAAGAGGAGACACCAAAACCAGCUCAGCCCGCCAACUUCUUCAAGAAGUUCAAGAAGAAGAAUGAACCUGUGGCCCCAGCAGCAGAGGUGUCCUGUGAAAUAUCAGUGCAGCAAAACAGUGAACUGCCUGCCGUGACUCAAACAGAUAACAUAAAGCCAUCAGCAGAAUCAGUAGAAGUUGAUGCCAAGCAAGAUAGUGCUGUAAUCAUAUCUCUGGAAGUAGCACCUGAGCAAGAAAUCCCAGCAGAGAGCAGCACACCAGCUAAAGAGGAGACACCAAAACCAACUCAGCCAGCCAACUUCUUCAAGCUUUUCAAGAAGAAGAAUGAACCUGUAAUCCCAGCAUCAGAGGUAUCCUGUGAAGUCUCAGUGCAGCAAAACAGUGAACCACCUGCCAUGAAUCAAACAAAUAACACAAAGCCACCAGCAGAAUCAGUAGAAGUUGAUGCCAAGCAAGCCAGUGCUGUAGUCGUAUCUCUGGAAGUAGCACCUGAGCAAGAAAUCCCAGCAGAGAGCAGCACACCAGUUAAAGAGGAGACACCAAAACCAGCUCAGCCUGCCAACUUCUUCAAGAAGUUCAAGAAGAAGAAUGAACCCAUAACCCCAGCAGCAGAGGUGUCCUGUGAAGUGUCAGUGCAGCAAAACAGUGAACCACCUGCCAUGACUCAAACAAAUAACACAAAGCCAUUAGCAGAAUUAGUAGAAGUUGAUGCCAAGCAAGCCAGUGCAGUAGUCGUAUCUCUGGACGUAUCACCUGAGCAAGAAAUCCCAGCAGAGAGCAGCGCGCCAGCUAAAGAGGAGACACCAAAACCAGCUCAGCCAGCCAACUUCUUCAAGCUUUUCAAGAAGAAGAAUGAACCUGUGGCCCCAGCAGCAGAAGUGUCCUGUGAAGUGUCAGUGCAGCAAAACAGUGAACCGCCUGCCGUGACUCAAACAAAUAACACAAAGCCAUCAGCAGAAUCAGUAGAAGUUAAUGGCAAGCAAGCCAGUGCUGUAGUCGUAUCUCUGGACAUAUCACCUGAGCAAGAAAUCCCAGCAGAGAGCAGCGUGCCAGCUAAAGAGGAGACACCAAAACCAGCUCAGCCAGCCAACUUCUUCAAGCUUUUCAAGAAGAAGAAUGAACCUGUGGUACCAGCAGCAGAAGUGUCCUGUGAAGUGUCAGUGCAGCAAAACAGUGAACCGCCUGCCGUGACUCAAACAGAUAACGCAAAGCCAUCAGCAGAAUCAGUAGAAGUUGAUGCCAAGCAAGCCAGUGCUGUAGUCGUAUCUCUGGAAGUAUCACCUGAGCAAGAACUCCCAGUGGAGAACAGCACACCAGCUAAAGAGGAGUCACCAAAACCAGCUCCAAAAGCCAAGUUCUUCAAGCUUUUCAAGAAGAAGAAUGAACCCAUAACCCCAGCAGUAUCAGAGAGCAAUGAAUCAGCUGAAGAACAGACGGCUCCUGAAGUACACACUGAUGGCCAGAUGUUUGAGCCUCCUGACAUAAAGGGAAGUACACAGCCUGAGGAAGAGUCACAGGGUGAAUCGCUCAAUUCCAGCGCCGCUGAGGUCGCAGAAGACAGCGCUCAACCGGAGGAGAUUAACCCAGAGGAAAAUCCAGUUAUGAACUUUUUCAAAACCCUUGUGAGUCCGACCAAAACAACAAAAGAAGCGACAGCUGCUCCUGAUGCCUCAAAAGACCAGUCACAGAAGGAGACCCCAUCGGUUUCAACACCAAGCGUACAGGAAGUACCGAAGGUGCCCCCUCCUCCACCGCCAGCACCUCCAAAGAUGGAAAGUAAAGCUGAAUCAACCGUAAAGAAAGAGGAGGCCCCAGCAGCAGAAGCAGCAGCAGCAGCCAAGGAGCAAGAGACCCCCAGUAAAGCUAAAGCUAAAGACAGCCCAUUUGGCAAGCUCUUCCGUCCAAAGUCUGUGGUGAAGGAAGAAGCAGAGCCAGUUGAGGUACAGGUAGAUGCAUCCAAGACCAGCACCCUUGAGGCUGCUGCCAAACCGGAACCGCCUCCGGCCCCUAAACCAGAAGAAAAGAAACCAGAGAAGAAGCCCUCACCCUUUGCCAACUUGCUCAAACCAAAGGUACUGCUAGGCCAAGUGAGCUCUAAGAUCCAGGCAGCUGCAUCAAGUGCUGCAGCCAGUGUCUCCCUUGGCACUGGAGGAGCGGCCACAGAGCAAAAGAAAGAACCCCCUGCAGCCCCUGCCGCAGCAGAGGCCGCUGCAAGUGCCAAGGUCAAAGAAGAGCCAAAGCCCGCCGUUACAGCUGCUGCUGUUGCUGCGGCCGCCCCGGACAACAAGUCAGUGGGCAGUGCAGAUAACCCUUCGCCCAGUGUCCCACGCAAGCUAGAGAAGAGGAACUCCAUCCAACUGUUCUUCAAAAACCUGGGUCAAAAACGUCACUCUGACGCUGGAGUGCAAACGGAAGCCGUGGCACCUGAGAAGGCCAAGUAAAAGCCCUGCUCUUCGUCAUCUGCGCUGAAAAGAAAACCCUUUGCAUGUAAAUAGGUAUACGCAUCUGAAUGUCCUGACUUGGGGGGUUUACUUCUUACUCACCCUCCUGAACUGAACUGAAAGGAAACUCAUAAAGCAAGGCCAUUCCCAAUUUCAGUACUUCCCAAACCUUCUGGAGUCAACUUGCGUCUUAAUCCCAAUACUUAUAGGGGAAUUCCACUGAUUUUUCAAAAUGAUUAAAUAAUUCAGUAAACAAAGUCAUUGAGAGUGGCUU